Molecule: messenger RNA, 3809 nt
Organism: Thunnus maccoyii (southern bluefin tuna)
Lineage: Eukaryota; Metazoa; Chordata; Actinopteri; Scombriformes; Scombridae
Product: butyrophilin-like protein 1
Exons: 10
Coding region: 98-1639 (513 amino acids)
Source: RefSeq, a predicted model, not a curated record
CAGCUGGUGUUGAAGCCGAGAAACGAAAGUGUUUGUGGAUGAAGCAGUGACGCUGUCAGGAGUGGCUAAAGCUUCGUUAUAUAGAGAUGUCAAAGUGAUGCUUCAUCUCCAGGUGACAAAGACAACUAUGGAGCUUCUUCCUCUCGUGUGUGUUUCUCUCCUGACUUGGUCUGGAACAACGUUUGCUGAUGAAAACGAGCCAAAUGUCAUCAAAGUGAUCGUGGAAGAAGGAAGUGACGCCAUUUUACCCUGUUCACCCAGCAGCAAGGAGAACAUUGUGUCACAGCACUUUGACUGGAAGAAAGAUGGUCAGAAGGAGGUGUUCCGGUAUGAUGCAGGACCUCAUAGCAAUGACGGCCGUUCAGGUCAAGAUAAGCAGUUCAUAGGACGAGUCUCACAUUUUGAAGAUGAACUGAAGUCAGGAAACGCCUCCAUAAUCAUCAGACAUACGAAGGUGGCUGACAGUGGAGACUACACCUGUGAAUUUCCACUUCUUCAGCCAAGACAAAUAUUCCACAUUAAGCUUCAUGUUGGUGGUAUCUUAAAAGACAGAACAGCUGAAAACAUCCCAGGUGCAGCUCCAGAGCCAUCCGUCACAUCACUUGAUGAAACAAAGAACUGGGCGCUGCUUCAAUGUAAAGUUCGAGGUGCUUCUCCAAAACCUAAAUUACGCUGGCAGGACAGUGAUGGAAACAUCCUUCAUGCUGAAGAACCAAAGGUGACAGAAAGAGGAGGCCGCUACGACGUCAUCCUCAACAUUAAUGUGACCAAGACCGACAACUAUCGCUGUGUUGCUACGCAGGAGGAAAUCAAACAUCAGAUUUAUGCUGAGACACACGUGUAUGUCCAUGACACAACAGCUGAAAACAACCCUGAGCCAAAUGUCAUCAACAUGACUGUGGAUGAAGGAAGUGAUGUCAUUUUACCCUGUUCACUCAGCAGCAAGGAGAGCAUUGAGUUUACAAGGUUUGACUGGAAGAAAGAUGAUCAGAAGGAGGUGUUCGUGUAUGAUUCAGGACCUCAUACCAAUAUCGGCCAUGCACGUCAAGAUGAGCAGUUUAAAGAACGAGUCUCACAUUUUGAUGAUGAACUGAAGUCAGGAAACGCCUCCAUAAUCAUCAGAAAUACGAAGGUGGCUGACAGUGGAAACUACACCUGUGACUUUCCACAACUUCAGCCAAGACAAAUAUCCCACAUUAAGCUUCUUGUUGUUGAUUUAGCUACAAAGCCAAAUGUCAUGAUAGUUGAUCUAACAAAGAACUCGGCGCUGCUGCAGUGUGAAGUUCGAGGUGCUUCUCCAAAACCUAAAUUACGCUGGGAGAACAGUGAUGGAAAAAAACUUCCAGCUGAAGAACCAAAGGUGACAGAAAGAGGAGGCCACUACGACGUCAUCCUCAACAUUAAUGUGACCAAGACCGACAACUAUCGCUGUGUUGCUACGCAGGAGGAAAUCAAACAUCAGAUAUGGUCUGACAUAUACGUGUUUAUCUCUUGUUCCUGCACUAGAUGGAUUGUUGCUGUUGCAGUUCUCGGUACUGUUGUUGUUGUUGUUGUUGUUGGUAUUAUUCUUCUAGCUGUGCUCAAAUGGAAGGGUUGCAUCACACUGAAUAUAAAGAAAGGCAGAAGUGGUGUGAUUUAAGAAACAGUCCACAUAAUCAACAGGAGGUUUUCCAGUUUGACGCGUGUCUUGAAGCUGGCAGCUGAAGUGUGUUUGUGUUGUUGUAUCUUGAUUUUUAUGAGGAUCAGUUUGAGUUUUAGACCAAAGAGUGUAGACAUUUUUGGAGCAGUUUGGGCAUUUUGUCCAGUUCUCAUUUAUCCAAAGAGUUGUUUCUAAGUUGAGGUUUGGUUUUAGGUUUAAAGAUAGAAAUAGACGACUGUAUAAAGCUGUUAACUGAAAGAUUAAACUUCCUGUCUGACUGCAGCAGGACCAGGAGGAGGCAGUGUAGCAACAACAUGAUAUCAAAUAUAAAAGACUAAAAUACCCCAAAACAGAGAACAGAACAGUUUCUGCUACUGACCUUAAAACUUGUUUUUUUCAUAACCCCAAUCCCAAACAUUUAACCUCAUUAAGUCAUACUAUAGUAACCUCACUAACAUUUUGUUGGAAUAAUUGAGAGAAAGCAAACACUGGUAUGAAAGGUUACACUUGAAAAAGUCCAAAACUAACCUUUAAAUGUUCAAAAAUGUCAUAGAAUUUAAUUUGUGCAUUUGCAGAAUUUCACUGUUCUGUCUGAUUUGUUUUGAUAAAAAUUGCUGUAAAUAUGCUGAGUUAACCAAAAGUCUGAUUUUCAUCCACAGUCCCUCAACAGCUGUUACAUAGUUCAUCUAAAAUAGUGCAUUCAAAUAUAUAAAACACAUAAUAAAAUAGAACAAACAUAUGAAGAGCAGUUUUUUUAAAGACUGGAGUUAACAGGCUGAUGGCAGCAGAGAUUAUUUACCGUUUAAUGCUGACAGAACUGAUUGUCAUUGAACCUUCCUUUAAUUAGAAUUAUAUUAACUGUAUGUGUUUAAUACUCUGAUGGAAAACUAAUACAGUCUAAUACAACAGGCCUGCAGUAAAUCCUGCCUUCAUCAAGGUUCUAAUGUUCAGUUUUUGUUGAACCUGUAUGACAGAGGUGUCGACUCAACUUGAGUUAUUUUGGAGGCUUUAGUUUGUGGUGCUGUUGAAUUGUAUUGGGUUUUAUACUGAGAGGUGUUUUCAACUCAUUGAGUCAACAGUGUCACAAACUACAGCCUCCAAAAUGAACAUAAAGUUGAUUUAACACCUUUUAGAAAACAAAGUUAGCAAAAGUUGAACAUUAAACCUUCUAUAAAGUUAUGAGAUUACUGCAGGUUGUUGUAUUAAACUGCAUCAGUUUUAGCUUGUGUACCUAAUAAACUGCAACAGAGAGUAGUUCCACUCUUGUGCUUUGAAGAAAACUCAGACUAAGAGCAGACUCAGUCAUUUCCUCUCUGAUUCUUUGCUCUGUUGUGUUUUUAUUGUUUUAUUUUAGUAUUUUGAUGGUUUUAUUAUCACCUCGUAAUGUAUUUCAGUUUUAUUCAGGCUCUGUUGUCCAUGUACAAUAGAUUAAUCUCAUUCAUAAAAUGGUUUAAUGUCAAGCUGAAAUACAACUAUAAAACCAUCCACUGGACUGUUGUUGAGAACAUUAUAGUUCAUAGAUAAAUGACAUGAACCUGCAUAGAAACACAAUCAAACUACCUGAGACAGUUUGUGAUUAGUCAUUUUGGAUUUAAGACUUAAACAGAAUGAAAAAUAAAAAAUGUGAUAAUGAGGUAGCAAAGCAGGAUAAUCAAACAAUCACUGAAAAUAUAAAUCAACACACAACAGAAUUAAAGUGAACUGAGUUAAAAAGGGACCAAACUCAGUCCAGUCCCUGCUGCUCCUGUCCUCAGCCUGCAGCCUGCAUGGUAGCUCACUGCCAUCAGUGUGUUUAUGAGUGUUAAUGGAUGAAUGAGAGAAAAAUUGUGAAGCACUUUGGAUAAAAGUUCUAUAUAGAUGCAGCACAUUUAGCAAAUAUUAUCAUCCUUAAAAAUCCUCCUUCCAUCCUUUUUCAGCUAAACUGAAAUAAAAUGUGUUGUUGAUUUUUAAACAAGCAUGUGUUAUUUAUUUGUAUUUUUAAUGUUCUCAGCCAGAAUCAGUCAGGUACAGUUUCAUACUGAACUAUAAACUGUUGACUGAUCUUUGAAUCGUGCUGAAAGUUCAUGUAUGUUCAUGUUUACUGAUGAUGCACUUGCAGGUUAUCGUGUAAUUUCAGGCAGUUCUUCAUCAUUUUUGUUCAAAUGUUUGAAUAAAACAUGAAAAUGUCAAA